AUGCGGCGUGCAUUGAUCUGUGCACAAGCUUUUCCGCCACUGCUGAAGCAGGCUGGUGGCGUAGCAAAGGAUUACCUAGCACUCUGCAGAGCAUUGAUCGAUGGUCUCGGAUGGCAAGUGACCUUGCUUUCUCCGGUGAGCAUCGCAGAGUCGGGUGAGGCAGACGUGGAGCGGUGGCUGACAAGUGGUCAACUCGUCCAUGUUCCAGUCUGGGCUCUACAGGCUUCAAAUGCACUUGGGGUGGCCGUUUUAAUGGACUUCUUCUCUGUCCACAACACAUGCCGGCUGGUGUGGGAGCUGCUAAAUGGAGGUCACGCACUAUGCUUCAUCGAUGAUAGCUGCAUGCGAAUAGCACCAUUGAUGCUAAUGAGGGGCCUGGGAAUUCCUGGCAUAGCCUCGACCCACUCAGACGUCCCUUCUCAUCCGGUGUACCAACAGUUUAUUAUGCUGAAAAUUCUCUGGUGGCUACAUUUGGCAUCCGCAUAUUUUGCGACGCUUCACGCGUCAGUGGCGCACGUGUAUGCCAACUCACUGUGGGAACGCUACAGGAUACCUGUGGAUGCUGUGUGGCCUCCUGUUCUUUGGUCCGACGCAUUUCGCCGGCCCCUGCACGACAUAGAGGAAGCUGCGUUGAGCAAACGUGCAUGCUGGAUUCAAGAGUUGGGCUUCGAGCCAAAGGCGAUAUUCUUAUUUGCUGGCAGAUGGUCGGCGGAGAAGCGGAUCCACUUGUUACAUGAUGCGAUCCCACAGGAAUGUGCCCUAAUCAUAGUGGGUGACAGCGAUGCCGACUAUGCAGAUCAGAUUGAAGCGAGCACGCGGCACAACGUCUUGCCGAAGCGAGGCAUGCUUGGUGCAGAAGAUCUGCGCAUAGCCUACGCUGCCAGUGAUCUCUUCGUUUCUGCAAGUACAUGCGAGACGCUGGGGAACACGAUCGUUGAGGCAUGGAGUGCUGGCAUUCCAGUGGCGGUCCAUCCUGUUGGAGGGCACCUAGAAUUUGUGAAGGAUAACGAGAAUUCGUACCUAGUCAACUUCGAUUCGAGUGAAGAAGCUCGUGAUCGGCUCUCUGCAAUUGUGGCCGGAGGUGCCAAAGCUUCUGUCGAGCCCGACCUUUCAAAGAUGGGCGACUAUUUUCGGACCCUGGAUUUUCCAAGCGAGAUCCAGAGGCGCCUCUUGGAGCCCGCGCUGUCAGCAGCGGCGUCAUGGCAAGCGCUCACCGGGUGGCGCUGGGUGGUUGAGAAGCUGAUUCGUAUUCUUCUUUUGCUGGCUUGCUGUCUGAUCUGGCCGGUGACAGUUGUGUGGUCGCGGGCAUAUUUCGCCAUAUCCUGCGACCCUAUCUACAGGUACGUAGAGCCUGGGACGGCCAAGGAGCCUGAUGCCAGCAAUCGAAGUCCAGGACGCGCUUGGUUUGCUAACACACUGCUGCACGAAACUGGCUUGAAGGUGGCUUUCUCUUUGGCAUGGGCAGGUAGGGACCAGUGGGGGCUUGGCUUCGAGAGUAUCUUCGAGCAUCCGGCACCUCUUGCAGCUAAUCCCUUCAGAUUUUGUCAGGGCUUCAGUUCCUAUAAGACUGGAGCAGUGUGUUCCAGAAGCCUGACUACAGAGUCCCGUGUGCAAUGUAAUUCGGUAGCAGAAUCUGAGAACAGCAUGAAAGGCCCGGAGUGA
Messenger RNA from Symbiodinium pilosum, 1662 nucleotides. NCBI's taxonomy places the organism in Eukaryota, Dinophyceae, Suessiales, Symbiodiniaceae. The record is from the annotation of a GenBank genome assembly.